Lolium rigidum is the source of this 532-nucleotide messenger RNA. RefSeq lists its product as uncharacterized. NCBI's taxonomy places the organism in Eukaryota, Viridiplantae, Streptophyta, Magnoliopsida, Poales, Poaceae. The coding region runs from base 189 to 524 and encodes 111 amino acids. The record is from RefSeq and is a predicted model, not a curated record. The transcript is spliced from 3 exons.
UGUGCGCCAAUCUACGAGGGUGCAGAUCCAUCCGUGAUGCAGUGGUGGAAGACGGUGCGUGCAGCCAUGUCGGGUCGGUUGAAGUCAGAUCCAUCCGUGGCGGGCAUCUUGCAAGCGCUAGCAGGUGCCGGCGAUGAAGAAGAGGACGGCAGGCCAAUUGAACUCAGUGCACCGUGAAUCAGACAUUGAUGGACUGCGCCAAGAGGGUAAAGGUGGGUCAGGCACCAGCGGACAUGGCGCCAUGGAGACACAAUGGUUGCCGCUGCAAGAGCAUCUAUGGAACGGACACAAAAAUACUUUUGACAUUGGCUGAACGGAAUCAGAAUUACGUAUUUGCAGGGGUUCCAGAAAAAAAUGGAAAAGGUGCUCCAAAAUUUUCAGUGGUGGUGGAGCUGUUGUGCCUGAUGGCACAGAUAAUAUCGAGGAACCUGAAGUGCCAGAAAUGGACGAUGACAUGCCAGAUGCUCCAGCGGCUGAAACGGUGUUGCCAAACCCGUCCAGUCAUCCACGCCUAUCCGAGAUAGGAGAAAUA